AUGAACCCCACAACAAAAUAUGAAAGUUUUGUUGUGGUUGCACUGUACAUGAAUGUCGACACACAAAGAGCUGUAGAGGCUUGCACCUCCAUCUCCCUCCAGCUUUUUUUGUUCUUACUGUCGACAACAUUGAAAAGCUGCUACGAAGCACUUGCUAUUGGCAGCAGAUUGGCUACACUCCUCGCAGUCGUUUUUAUGGACAGCCUUGAGAUGUCAACUUAUCGUCUGGAGUGUUAUGCUUCGGACGGUGUAUCGACGACAUUCUCAUUGGGAGAUCUCGGAGAACAUUGCAACAAACAUUUGGAAACCGAUCGUCCUGCCCCGGAUCGCUUCCUCCCAUUUCUAGUCACUAAGAUCAAGAUUACGGAUGUUCAGCACGAUGUGGUACAAGGAACCGUAUCUAAGAAUAUUUUGAUAUACGCGAGAAUUUGCCAUCUUGUCUACAUUAAGUUGAACUUGCCGUCCUCUACGAAUCUCGAAGAAGUUGAGACAGAAGUUGAUGAAUUUCUGCGGCAAAACGGAUGUAGACUACAACAUCUUCGCCUUGGCAAUCACCUUGUGCCACUCCUAGUGUUACUUUUUAUUAUCGACUUGUCCGCGAAGCAACCAAGCUAA
Ostertagia ostertagi is the source of this 615-nucleotide messenger RNA. The record is from the annotation of a GenBank genome assembly. Lineage: Eukaryota; Metazoa; Nematoda; Chromadorea; Rhabditida; Trichostrongylidae.